Molecule: messenger RNA, 932 nt
Organism: Ostreobium quekettii
Lineage: Eukaryota; Viridiplantae; Chlorophyta; Ulvophyceae; Bryopsidales; Ostreobiaceae
Source: the annotation of a GenBank genome assembly
AUGGACACCGCCACCACUGGGGCAAGCGCUCCGGGGACGACGGCAGUGAGAUCACCGACGUGUCGGACCACUAUGGCGACAUCGUCUUGAAGGCGUCCCUGGAUGCCAAAGACCCCUUCGUCUGUCAGAAGGACACCCUCUCGGUGGAGGGGGUGGCGCUCGUGAAGGGCAAGUGGAGUACUUGCGGGACGCUGCCCGUCUUGGGCAACGCCGAAGUCUGCUACCCGCCCACCUGCCGACUCUACUCCGUGGACGGCUCCUUCGAGGCCGGCCGAGGCCUGGUCACCGAGCAGUACAAAGCGGACUUCGUGCUCCUAUGCACACAGGAUGCCAACGUGUGCAGGGAUUGCAUGACUGUGAAGGGCCCGCGCAAGUACAAAGUCAAGCACUUCUCCAAGGUGCAAGGGCCGAAGGCAAGCUACCUGCUGUCUGUGGAGUGGGAUGAGGACUAUUAUGGACCUGUGCACGUGAGCAUCAACGCUGAAGCCAGGUACCUCGAAAGCUGCUCCCUGGAUUUGGUUGAGCCAUACUGGUGCGAGGGGUCCGCGGAGUACGACAAAAUCCAGGUGGUGGAGCCCAUAGAAAUCCGUCGGGUCAAGAGCACGCAAGUGCGGCCACUUUCGUACAAAUUGUACAGCGGCUGUGACGGUCAGCACUGCGACCAGGUUGCCCACGAGGAGGAGCCCGUAGAGGAGAGAGAGGAGGUCCCGCGGCGGGAGACAUACCCGGGUCACCGCGGCCCCCUGCCCUCCAACGACACCCCUUGGCACGGGGAAGGGCCAAACACCAGACCUCGUGACUAUUGGCUGCGUCCGAGCCAGCGUGACCAGCCCGGGGAGCGACUUUACGAGACGCCGUACAUUGGUCAGAACGCCAGAGGCGGCGUAUACGAGGGCCAUGUUGCACAUAACGGCCGUUACGCCAAGUGGUAG